UGCGCUGACGUGCUGAUCCAAAAUAAACCGCGCACCAUGUUGUCUGUUCUCUGUCUGUCAACCUGUGAGUAGUCCCAGACCCUCCGGUGCGUUGACUCGAGCUACAAUCACAAUGGCAGACGCUCUGGCUAAAGUCCCCGAGGUGGAGAUCGACCCAGAAGGGACCUUUAAGUACAUCCUGGUCAGAGUGAAAGUGAAAGAUGUCGAUGUGCACAAAGACAUAGUCCGAGGCACAAAAAGUGCAGAGUAUCACAAUCACAUAUUUGAGAAGGUCAACCCAGCCAUGGAGGCCCUGGGGAUGGAAUGCAAAUGCCUGGGAGGAGGGAAGAUAGAACACAACAGCCAAGAGAAGAAACUCAGGGUGUUCGGAGAAUCUACUGCCUUUGGCAAAGCAGACCAUUCUGUGUCUGCAGAGAAGUUGAAGAGUGCCUUCAGCAGCUACGAGAUCACCUGGUCUGAUGACACAAAAUAGUAAAAUGUCUGCCUUUAUUUAUCAGUUCCAAAAAUAAAAAGCACUGAGUAAUGUU
Molecule: messenger RNA, 527 nt
Organism: Pleuronectes platessa (European plaice)
Lineage: Eukaryota; Metazoa; Chordata; Actinopteri; Pleuronectiformes; Pleuronectidae
Exons: 3
Coding region: 113-472 (119 amino acids)
Biological process (GO): peptidyl-histidine dephosphorylation
Cellular component (GO): cytosol
Molecular function (GO): protein histidine phosphatase activity
Source: RefSeq, a predicted model, not a curated record